This is a messenger RNA of Strongylocentrotus purpuratus (purple sea urchin), 3336 nucleotides long. RefSeq lists its product as uncharacterized. The record is from RefSeq and is a predicted model, not a curated record. Gene Ontology annotation, molecular function: protein binding. The coding region runs from base 239 to 3280 and encodes 1013 amino acids. Gene Ontology annotation, biological process: positive regulation of double-strand break repair. The transcript is spliced from 23 exons. NCBI's taxonomy places the organism in Eukaryota, Metazoa, Echinodermata, Echinoidea, Camarodonta, Strongylocentrotidae.
GUACGCAUUUGCACUUCGCAUCGCCGCUGCGCGUUUGCCGUAAUUGACAUGUAUAACAGCUAUACCGUGCACGUACCACCGCACCAGCUAGCCGACUCGACUCCACGCGACGACGUAGACCUCGCCUCGAGCCCGUCAGAGUGUCAGCAAUCGGAUCGGAUUAUUCAAAUUGAUGGUUUCAAGAAUUAGAACUGCAACCCAAUAAUUAGGCCUAGAUAUAUAACCUAAAACAAGGGGCAUGGGCGAGAUGGCUGCCGGAGUAGCAGCCCCAUUUGAAUUUCUUUUAUCGGGGUUCACGGAGCCGAGGAGCAAGAGGAAUAUUAUGACGAAGAUCCGAGCAUUGGGAGGGACAGCAAACAAUGCACCGACCUAUGAUGUUAGUAAGUGCACCCAUGUCAUCAGCUACAAACCAAUCAGCAGUGAGAAGUUUAUCUGCGGAGUUGCAUCAGGAAAGUGGAUCCUAAAGCCGGAAUUUAUCACAGACAGUUUCGACAAGGACAAAUGGCAGGCGGAGUCUACGUAUGAGUGGAGCGAGGCCGAUGCGUCAGAGAACGUCCUACCGGGUCUCCUGACGGCUCCAAGGCGAUGGAGGGAGAAGAUUGCUGCCAGCGGACAUGGAGCCUUCCACGAUUGGAAAGUAUUGCUCCAUGUCACUAACGAUGCGGUUCGGAGAAGAGUUCUUGAGGCGGGUGGAGGGCAGUGUGUCCCAGUGACUUUCCCCAUCAAGGAACCCGCAGCACUUGUUUCUUUGGUCACUCAUGUCAUCGUGGACAAGUGCCACGAGAAGGACGUCCAGUGUUUAAAAGAAAGAGGCAUCCAAUGUCUACCUCCAGAAUGCAUUAAGGAGCAUCUCUUUCAGGAGAAUCCAAAUAUGACCAAGUACCGUGUAUCCAGUGCGUUGAUGACUCCACCAGAAACCAUAAGACAGAGGAACAUACCUACAGUCAAAGCAAAGAAAGACCAUGACACAUUCCUAAACAGAAAACAGACCAACCCUUCAGGAAGAGAAAGCGAUACUCCUGUAUUAAUGGUGAGCCUCGCCGAGGAAGGUACCUCCAGCGAUCCAGGGAGCAGCGUGAAGAGAAAGCUGGAACUAGAAUCACCGAAGGAGCCUGAGCAACUGCAGAUACCGAAAAAGAGAAAGCCCAUGGAAUUAAACCUCAUCCCUCCUCCAAAGCCGCAGACUGAGACCUCCAUGGACUUAAUGCGGAAGUACGGUAUCGAGGAGUUUGAAAUGGAGUACACAGAAUCGGACUAUGAUGAGCUCAUCAACUACAAACUCUACACGGAUAACAUGCGUCCCCUGCUUUUGGAAUACGCCCCGAAACUUCAUUCACGGAAGCGGGUCAACCUCUUGGCGGCUCUGUGGAAAGAGUUUGCUGCCAGCAACCCCAAGAAGAAGAAGCCGUUGUCCACGUCUGUCCUGGACUUCAAACCCGCGGAUGAGGCCAAGGAAGCAGAGGUAGAGGAGGAGGAGGACGGCGGCGGCGGCGAUGACAACGAGGCUAAGAGGGAGAGCUUGGAAGUAAAUGUCAAAGUCCAGGAAGAGGAGAAGGAGGAGGAAGUGAAAGAAAAGAAGGGAGGAAAAGAUGCGAGCACUUCAAAAGCAGUAUAUGUCAGGAGGUCUGAAAGACAACAAAGCAACACCAAAAAAGAUGAAGUAUCUGGCGGUAUCAUCGCUGAUCAUUCACCAAAAUCCUUGCCCAGGAAGUUUAAUGUGAACCGCAAGAAUGGUAAAGGGGAAACACCGCUCCAAUUAGCAUGCUUCAAGAACGACAUUACUAAAGUAAGGGAGCUGCUGAAUAAACCUGACAUAGAUGUCAAUGCCCGGGACAAUGCAGGAUGGACACCUCUACACGAAGCCUGUAUCCGUGGACACACUGCCUCUGUCAAAGAGCUUCUGAAGUUCGCUUCUGGAAAGAGAAUGGUUACAAGUACAGAGAGUAGAGGCAUGCAAACCCUGGACUUUCUAGCAGCACCAUCUGAAUGUGGGAACACACCCCUCCAUGAUGCGGUCUUUAAUAAUCAUAUAGAAGUGGUCAAGCUUCUGGUAGAGGCCGGAGGGAGUAUUCUACUGACUGCUAAGAACAAGGCAGGGUUUACUCCAUUUGGCAUGGCUCUGACAGAGGUCAUGAAGGAAGCCAUGUUAGGUCAAAGGUCAGAGGUCAGCAGAUUGCCUGCCGUUGACGAAGAGAAUGAGAACAAUGCAAGCACUUCAAAAGCAGAAAAUGUCAGGAGGUCUGAAAGACUACAAAGCAACACCAGAAAAGAUGAAGUUUCUGGCGGUAUCAUCGCUGAUCAUUCACUAAAAACCUCGCCCAGGAAGACCAAUGAGAACCGCAAAGGGGAAACACUGCUCCAUGAAGCAUGCAUCAAGAACAACAUCACGAAAGUAAGGGAGCUGCUGAAUGAACCUGACAUCGAUGUCAACGCCCAGGACGGUGCAGGAUGGACACCUCUACACGAAGCCUGUAACCAUGGACACACGGUCUGUGUCAAAGAGCUUCUGAAGUUCGCUCCUGGAAAGAGAAUGGUUACAAGUACAGAGGGUAGAAGCAUGCAAACCCUGGACUUGCUAGCAGCUCCAUCCAAAUGUGGGACCACACCCCUCCAUGAUGCCGUCUAUAAUAAUCGGAUAGAAGUGGUCAAGCUUCUGGUAGAGGCUGGAGGGAGUAAUCUUCUGACUGUUAGGAACAAAAAAGGUUUUACUCCAGUUGACAUGGCUCAGACAGAGGUCAUGAAGGAAGCUAUUCUAGGUCAAAGGUCAGAGGUCAGCAGAUUGUCUGCCGUUGACGAAAAGAAUGAGAACGGGAGGAUUCCACUGACUUUUAAGAAAAAUACAGGGUCUACUCCAGUUGACAUGACUCAGACAGAGAUCAUGAAGGCACCCAUUCCAAGUCAAAGGUCGGGGGUAAUCAGAUUGCCUGCCAUUGAUGAAGAAAAUAAGAACAGGAGGAUUCUACUGGCUGGUGUUAGGAACAAGGCAGGGCUUACUCCAGUUGACAUUGCUCAGACAGAGGUCAUGAAGGAAGCCAAUUUAGGUCUAAGGCCAGCGGUCAGCACAUUGUCUGCCGUUUCUGAAGAGAAUGAGAACAAUGCGAGCACUUCAAAAGCAAUAUAUGUCAGGAGGUCUCCAAGGAGAGUAAAAGGAGGUUCCAAACUUGAUAGCAACACCACGGUUAAAGACAGAUCAAGAAAGACUCUUCUUUCUUCAAAACCGAAUUUAGGAAAAGAUGAAGGUAACUAUGUUACAAAGAUUCACAGUAGAGAUACUGUUUGAAUAUACUUGUCUUGUUCUGUUUUUAUCAGAGAUGGGCUUCGGAAGUCUGAUACAUU